Molecule: messenger RNA, 2970 nt
Organism: Rasamsonia emersonii CBS 393.64
Lineage: Eukaryota; Fungi; Ascomycota; Eurotiomycetes; Eurotiales; Trichocomaceae
Product: Secretion pathway protein Sls2/Rcy1
Exons: 8
Coding region: 1-2970 (989 amino acids)
Biological process (GO): Golgi to plasma membrane transport; exocytosis
Cellular component (GO): exocyst; cytoplasm
Molecular function (GO): protein binding
Source: RefSeq, a predicted model, not a curated record
AUGUCGAACGUCAAGAAACCCCCGGUGUUUAUCGGCCCGCGCCGAGACGUCGUGGCUUCGCUGAAGAUGGCUUCGAUGGAGUUUUCGAAGCCAGCUCUUCCUGCCGAGAUAAUGUCUCUGGUCUUGGAUUAUGUGGGGCCAACAGAUCUUAUCAGGAUCGCACAAACAUCGAAGCGGAUGCGGGAAAUGGCAUACGAUGAUACAAGAUGGGUGCAGAGACUGAAGCUCAUGGGUUGCUGGGACGAACUGCAAGCAAGAAAACUAUCAGAGCAGGCGGCUAUCAUGACUGGUCUCCCACAAGGGACAGGAGGUGUAGUAUUGAAUGGGGAGAAGCCCAUCGCGAAUGGAACAGAACACCAGUCCCAUGACCGGAAAGCCUCGACGUCUGACGGCUUUGAUCCAACACCGAUAUCAUCUGUGGGAAAUUUGGAGCAAUCUGUAACUUCCACACAAGACAGUGCACUGGUGGUAUUGAAAAACGUCAAGUCAAUCCGUGGGCAGGCGCGCCAGGAGUAUGGGAAGGUUCAUGCUGCUUUAUCGCCGUUCUACGAGGACAUUGCAAAUUCAGGAGGCUCAACGGAGAGCUUGGUUUUCAAGAGGUACACUGAGCCAGAGAGUCAGGCUCAGAUGCUUUCUCAACUGCAGGCAUUCGCAAAGAGUGACAAUACUCAAGGCUGGUACGAGAGAGAACAGCGGCUUCGUAUGGCUGUCUCGUUGUUCGAGACCGCGGCUCUCAAAGAGUUUCGAAAUGGCUAUGAAUCGGACGAUAUUGACGUUCUCAUGCGGAGAUAUGCACACGUGCUGUGGAUACUCAAUGGGGGUCAGUCUGCAAUUGACCUGUUUAUCCAUCAUAAUCAUCUUAUAACCCGGAAAUCCGACUACGGUAAUGUCAUGGAUUGUAUUGAUACAUCAACGGGGACUGUGAAACUCGAGCAUACGCAAGCAUUCCUCACGCGCUUUGGAGUGGCUUACAAUGAAGAGAUCUCGAUUAUCAACCGAGCGUUUCCGCCCAGUCUAGACGUUGUUACCCCGUUUCUCGAAAAGGUCGGCAGCGAUGUUUUAUCUCCGUUCUUGACCGCACUAUUUGAUGAACUACACCGAGUGAAUAUUGAGUCAUAUUUGAAGGCGGUCUCUGGAACGUUUGUGCAAUGCUUUAACCUCAUGAAAGAUCUGCGACCUAGUCAGAGUGACAAUGAAGGCUUACACGAGGCUGUGAUACCUGUCCUUCGUCAAAUUUACGAACCUCAUAUCGACCUCUAUCUAGCGGAGGAGCUGGACUUCUUCCGACAAGGUUGUGACACCGCAGUCCGGGACUGGGACAGACAACUCUCCGAACAGGCCGCAUCGACAGAAUCUCUUCUGAUGUCCAACGUCAAUCGACAAGCAGACAAGAAAGACUUCCUUUCUUCUUUCAAGAAAGUGGUUAUGAUGCCAGUGAACAUUCUUCCUACGUUCUCCAGCAAACCCAGCGGCCAGAAAGCGGAGGAGGAGCCCAAGGGCGGCCCCCCUCCCUCUAAAAAGUUUUCAUUGCCAGAGGCUCCAACGGAUGAGCUUGCUGCAAAAGCUGCCAUCAUGAACAUGAAAUUGGAGGGUAUCCGCUCGCUUUUUAGCAUCGAGGUUGCCUUGAGUUUGGUCCAUGCUGCCAAAGCCAGCCUUGAACGUGCUGCACAGUUUGUGAAGCUUGGUGGUGAAUACGGGGAUGCUGCCAAGCAGCAAUGCAAAGGCAUAUUUGUGUCUCUUCUCCACAUCCUGGGCCAUCGUCACGUUAUCGAAGGGUUUGACAAGGCGGUGGACCAUCUGUCCAACUACCGACCUCGAGAGCAAGGCGAGCGUGACGAGUCCAAUGUCAAACCCUUAGUGACCUUUCUUGAGCUGGUUAACGUGGGAGAUCUCAUCCUCCAGAUGAUGGACGUGUUCUACGAACAGGAACUUGUCGGUACGAAGUUGACGGACCGGAACGACUUUCUUGACCCGGCUGUCAAAGCGAAGAAGAAAUUCGAACAGAUGCUGGACGAACGGGUGGCGUCUGGACUGAACAAGGGAAUUGAUGUGCUCAUGGAGGAGGUGGACUACCUCCUGGCCACGAAACAGUUGAGCACCGACUUUAACCCAGAGGCCUCGAUGAAUCCACAGCGGCAGACAAUGGAUGUUGGUGUCAGCGAGGCUGCUCUUGCGGUGGUUGACGUUGUCUCGUCGCAUACCCAGAUGCUGGUGGGGAGCACAGACAAGAGCACGCUCGAUGUGUUCAACCAGGAAGUUGGGCUACGGCUCUUCGCGGCGAUUUGCAAACAUCUCAAGCGCCAGCGGGUUAGUGUGGAAGGGUCUCUGAAACUGAUCAGCGAUAUGAACCAUUAUUUCAAAUUCAUCCAGACGUUCAAGAACAACGAACUUCUUCUCUAUUUCAAGGCUCUUCGAGAGCUGUCCCAGAUCUAUCUCGUGGAUCCAUCCGACGCCAAGGAGCUAGCUACCAUAAUUGCCGAUGCGGAUCGGUUCUACGGCAUCUUCCGGGCGGAAGAGGUUUACGAAUUCGCUGAACGGCGGGCCGACUGGUUCCAAGUGCGACGGGAUGUCGAGCGAGCCAUGUAUGGUGUUGGAUGCAGCGUGAUUAUACCCUACUGGAAUGACAUUACCUGUAUAUACGAGGUGAAUGGCUCGAUUUUAAUUUAUGAAGGGAAUGAUUCAUCGAUGACUCUUCUAUGGUAUGCUGCUAUUUUUGGCACCGAUACAAUGUGGGGAGUAAUCUCAUAUUCCCUUUUUUCUCUAUUUACCAUCCAGCAUCUUUAUAUUUGUGUGCCGCUCAUCUGCGGACAGCAAGCACAAGCAAUAACCACUACUACCACUGUUCAAGCCGCGGCACAGUGCUCAACAUUUUUGUCUUCAUCAUAUACUUCACCAUCCGAAUUUCGAAACGAAGUACUCGACAGCACCAACUACUAUCGCCACCUAGACAAUGCCGAAGUCACUUAUUAA